AUGGCUCUCCAUAUACCCUUCCUCUCGCGCCUCCAUCUGCGCGAGUACUUCGCCCUCGGCCUCUCAAUCAUCCUAAUCGUCCUCGAAAGCUUUAUCUCGGUCAUCACCCUCGCCCUCCCAACGCCCAUCAUCAAACUCUGCUACCGCAUAACACGCCGGCUCUUCAACCACCUCUCCUCGCCCUCCUCCCGCCGCUCGAGACAAAAGAAGAAGGGCGUGUGGAGCUCUAUCGCCAAUGCGUCGGAUUUUGGGGAGCUGUGCGAGCUAUACGGAUACUAUACGGAAGAGCAUGUGGUGCAGACGGGAGAUGGAUACCUGCUUGGCCUGCAUAGGCUGGGCUGGCGGAGGGGCGAGGAGGACGUCAGGGUCAAUCCUGGGCCCAACCAUAAAGGAGGAAUGAAGAAGAAGGUGGUGUAUUUGCACCAUGGGCUGCUGAUGAAUAGCGAGGUGUGGGUCUGCUUGACAGAGAGGGAGAGAUGCUUGCCCUUCGAGCUUGUGGAGAGGGGCUACGAUGUCUGGCUCGGAAACAACCGCGGAAACAAGUACUCAAAGAAGUGCGUGCGGUGCAACCCCGCCUCGACCCAGUUCUGGAGCUUUAGCAUGGACGAGUUCGCCUUCCAUGAUAUCCCAGACUCCAUCUCCUACAUCCUCAACACUACGCAUCAGCCAUCGUUAUCGUACGUUGGCUUCUCUCAAGGCACAGCUCAAGCAUUUGCAACCCUAUCGAUCCACCCCAACCUGAACGACAAAGUCGACGUCUUUAUUGCCCUGGCUCCGGCCAUGUCUCCGAAAGGGCUUAAUUCAGGAAUCGUCAACUCCUUCGUCAAAGCCUCGCCAGACGCACUCUUUCUGGCAUUUGGUCGACGUGCCAUCCUUGCUUCUGCAACAAUGUGGCAGUCCAUUCUAUACCCUCCUAUAUUCGUUCGCUUGAUCGACGCUUCGCUCAGAUUCCUCUUCGGAUGGACGGGGAACAAUAUCGCUCCCCACCAGAAGCUGGCGUCUUAUGCGCAUCUUUACUCCUACACUUCCACUAAGAGCGUCGUUCAUUGGUUCCAAAUCAUUCGCAACGGGACCUUCCAGAUGUACGAUGAUGAAGCGCCUAAUCCCAUCCUAUCAAAUCGAUCAAAGUACUACAAAGUCGCCAAGUUUCCGACCAAGAACAUCAAAACACCCAUUGUGUUGGUAUACGGAGGCUCGGACAGUCUCGUUGAUAUCGACGUCAUGCUAAAGGAGCUUCCUCGCCAUACAAUCGCUAAGGAGAUCCCGCAUUACGAACAUCUGGACUUUCUCUGGGCUUCCUCCGUCGACCAGCUCGUCUUCCCGCAUGUUUUCGAGGCGCUGGAUCAAUACGCAGGGGUCGAGCACACAUCUGUUCAAUCCCUAAAGCACAAGCGAUUCCGAUCGCCCGGCCGUUAUCACGGCCUGCUUCCCGAGUCUGGUGCACUUCCUGGGCCUGAAGGUGAUGAUGCGGCCGAAGAGAGCUCGUCAAGCCCGGCAGUCCUACGAGCAAAGAAGCACUCACAGAACACGAGGCGGAUCUCCUUUACCGAUCAGCCGCACGACUCUCCGCAGCCACAGUCCAUGGCGGCCAUAAUGUCGAAGAUACCUCACCCCGCCUCAAGUUACGCCGCCGCUGUGGAGCGCCAUCACUCUCCGACUCACUCCACGAGCACCUUUCCGCCGCCCGCGCCAAAGGUACCGGUGCACACUAUGGAUUCUCCAGCCGCCUCCGUAGACGCCUCACAGAUCACCGCCCGUAGCUCUACCAGCAGGCCCGAAGGCUGGUGGUCUUCAGACGAAGUCGCCGGAACCGGUCACUCCGAACCGCCAACGCCGACGCCCCAUACGCCGCCGAAAAGCCCACGCAGACAGAGCUUCGACAGUCAGAAGAGCGGCAGGAGUGGUAAGCUGAGUGUGUUUGGUGAGCGGGGGAUUACUGUUGGAUUCGGGAAGGCGGUGAGCGGGAUCGUUGGCGACAUGGGAAAGGGUGAGGGGAGCGGGAGCGGGAGAGAUGGUGAGAAUUUCGGGGAGGCUCAGGGGGAGGGGAAGAAGAAAAGGAGGGGGAGGAGGAAGGCCGGGGUUGGGGCGGACGCGAAUUGA
Messenger RNA from Trematosphaeria pertusa, 2100 nucleotides. Its product is annotated as alpha/beta-hydrolase. Bases 1 to 2100 code for a protein of 699 amino acids. NCBI's taxonomy places the organism in Eukaryota, Fungi, Ascomycota, Dothideomycetes, Pleosporales, Trematosphaeriaceae. The record is from RefSeq and is a predicted model, not a curated record. The transcript is spliced from 2 exons.